This is a messenger RNA of Desarmillaria tabescens, 1682 nucleotides long. RefSeq names its product glycerol-3-phosphate O-acyltransferase. The record is from RefSeq and is a predicted model, not a curated record. Gene Ontology annotation, biological process: phospholipid biosynthetic process. Gene Ontology annotation, molecular function: glycerone-phosphate O-acyltransferase activity; glycerol-3-phosphate O-acyltransferase activity. The transcript has 11 exons. NCBI's taxonomy places the organism in Eukaryota, Fungi, Basidiomycota, Agaricomycetes, Agaricales, Physalacriaceae. The coding region runs from base 1 to 1572 and encodes 523 amino acids.
AUGACCUUGAAACUCGUGUAUCGCAUCCUUCGAAAAUUGUCGGACUGGACAGUCGACGGAUUCUACUCUGAGGUAUACGUCGAAGGCGCAGAGAACGUACCUAAGGAUGGACCACUUAUCAUUGCCGCGACGCAUCACAACGAAAUUAUCGACGUCGCCGCCCUUGCUGUAACAAUACCCUAUCGACGUCACCUCUGUUUCUGGGCAAAAUCCACGCUUUUCUCCAACCCCAUCUUUGGUUCUAUCCUCGCUUCGUCAGGCGCCAUCCCGGUUACGCGGAACCCAAACCGCGACGACGGGACCUCCAAGGCGGUGUUAUUCCAGUCGACUACGGCAGUAAUAGCCAAGGGCGAGGUGGCUGUGGGACAGCAGUGGGCAGCCGUCGAAUAUACGAGGUGGUGCAGGGAGCACGCGAAAGACGAGCCUGAGCUGGUCAUCGUUCCCGUCGGGCUGGUGUACACGGACAAGGACACGUUUAAGAGCAGGGCGCGAGUACAUUAUGGCCCUCCCAUCUCUAUGGCAGAUUACACCCAAGAACUGUUCGAUAUAUCGCCUGGUGCAGAUCCUAAUGAUGCCGGCUAUGCAGUCGUACACAACAUAUCCAAUCGAAUAGAGAAAGAGCUUUUUGAUAUGACCAUCAAUGCCAAUGACUGGGAGACGUUAUUCGCAGCACAAACAGCUCGUGCAGUCCUUUGGGGAGACGAUAAAAAUGUCGACUUGAAGAACUGGAGAGCAGUUUCACAGACUAGACCUUUUGUCAUACCAUCCCACCGCAGAACCACCCCCAGAACCCAUACGACUUGCCAAAGCCUUCUCUCGUUGAAUAUUUCUCUCUCCUGCACUUACACUGGUCUCUCCCACGCUAUCCUUGAGAGCGUCAUUCCUUCUACCUCGCAUAUUCCGUCAAUACUUCCGUCUCUGAAAACUGUACUCCUCUUUCCGGUGGCGAUACCAGCGAUGCUGCUUCACAUCCCAGCAUGCAUUAUGGCUGAGCUCACCCUCAAAUUGUUCGCGCAAGAGGAUGAGUGGGAAGGGUUUGCACAGUAUCGUUCCGUAGGCGGCGGUAUUGGGGGGAGAGAGAAUUUGGCUGUUCCUGCUUUCGAAUGGAUGAGGCGCGCUGUCAGUGCACGUAACGGGAAGGUCGGGAAGGUCGUAUCUUUCCUUGCCUUCGGGUGGACGAUGAUCAAGUGGUAUGGGCUAUUUUCUGGAGGUAUCCAUCAAAGACCCUCCUCACGGACAGUGCGGAUCGUUCUGGGAAUUCUUCUCCCUCCCUCCUCGUCUCUGAAGGCGGAGAUAUACAAGAAACUCCCACCACCUCCGCCAUCUAACGCAUUUAUCCGCCGGAGGAGAGACGCAGGAGGUUUAUCUGCUGAAUUCUGGGACAAGAAGGAGAAGGAGGCAGAACAGAGUCGUCCUCCUCCCGUAGCCUCAAGAAAGUUGGUCAGACAAUUGUUGGAACAGAGGAAGGAGACGAUGGGGCAGUUGAGCAGGACCCUCGUAGAGUUGGAGGGUAUGGAAAAGUAUUCCGAGAAGAUAGGCCGACUAAGGGAGAUGGGUGCGAAGAUUAAUUAAGCAGUUCGGUUCGUCUGUCCCUGGUGUAAUGUUUAAACCAAACCGAAACUUGAUACCAAGCUGAUGUGAACCACCUUUGAAGGUUCCUAAAGCAGGUUGUAUUGCGGGGA